Messenger RNA from Paramormyrops kingsleyae, 609 nucleotides. RefSeq names its product huntingtin-interacting protein K-like. Gene Ontology annotation, biological process: negative regulation of apoptotic process; protein stabilization. The record is from RefSeq and is a predicted model, not a curated record. NCBI's taxonomy places the organism in Eukaryota, Metazoa, Chordata, Actinopteri, Osteoglossiformes, Mormyridae.
UCAGUGUUCCUUUUGGUUCCGGUAUUGUGAUAGUAAACAUGGCGGCAGAAGGAGAUGUGGAUUUGGACCUAGAAGCCGAAGAGAAUUGUACUGGAAAGCCAGCAGAAAAACCUCGUAAACAUGACAGCGGAGCUGCCGACCUAGAGCGUGUCACCGAUUAUGCGGAGGAGAAGGAGAUAUCCAGCUCCGACUUGGAAACCGCUAUGUCGGUGAUCGGUGACAGGAGAUCAAGAGAACAGAAAGCAAAGCAAGAGCGAGAAAAGGAGCUUGCAAAAGUCACUAUCAAGAAGGAAGAUGUGGAGCUCAUAAUGGGGGAGAUGGAGAUCCCGCGGGGGCUGGCGGAGCGAAGCCUGCGAGAGCACAUGGGCAACGUGGUGGAGGCUCUGAUUGCCCUCACGGACUGAUGGACGGUGGUGGACGGCUUUGCUGUGCAAACUUCGCUCUUUCGGACAUCCGCAUUUUCUUGUCCACCUCUGUAAUUUAAUACACAUAAUGCAUUUUGUUUGGAAGGCUUUGUCCACUAUUAAGAAUUUUCCAUAAACACAAUGUUGCAUAAUUUUUAUAUGAUUUUUUGGAAACCACAUUAAAGUUUGGUUUGAAAUUUCUGUA